AUGCCGGCCGAGAUCAAAAAGCUGGGUGUCGUGGGUGCGGGUCAGAUGGGUCUUGGAAUUGCUCUUGUUGCAGCGCAGAAAGCUCAGGUCCUGGUCACGGUUGUCGACAACUCGCAGCAGUCUUUGGACAAAGGUAUGGCAUUUGCGGACAAGCUUUUAGCCAAGGAUGUGUCGAAGCAGAGAAUCACACAGGAAAUUGCAGAUGCCACCAAGAAAAGGAUCACCACGACUGUAAAUAUGUCCGACCUGAGUGAUGUGGACAUGGUAAUCGAGGCGGUGCCAGAAAUCCCUAAACUGAAGCAGGAGAUCUUUGCUCAGCUAGCAGAGAUAUGUCCUAAACACGCUAUUCUAGCCACGAACACCAGUAGCAUUAGUAUAACAAAGAUUGCUGCUGCCACCACUAAGAACCCGACCGAUACUCAGGCCUCAAGUCGUGUAGUGUCAACCCAUUUCAUGAAUCCUGUUCCUGUACAGAAGGGUGUCGAGAUCAUCUCUGGUCUGCAAACCUCGGAUGACACCCUGAAAACAGCUGUCGCUUUUUGUGAAAAGAUGGGCAAGGUUCCCUCGGUAUCGGCUGACUCUCCGGGAUUUCUUGCGAACAGAAUCCUCAUGCCCUACAUUAACGAAGCUGUCAUCUGCCUAGAAACUGGUGUGGGACAGAAAGAGGAUAUUGAUAACAUUAUGAAAAACGGGACCAACGUCCCUAUGGGCCCUCUUGCCCUAGCCGAUUUUAUCGGACUCGAUACCUGCCUCGCGAUUAUGGAAACACUCCAUAGUGGUUUGGGAGAUUCCAAGUACAGGCCAAGUCCUCUCCUACGGCAAUACGUGGAUGCUGGGUGGCUAGGAAAGAAGAGUGGAAAGGGCUUCUACGAGUACAAGUGA
Molecule: messenger RNA, 882 nt
Organism: Lithohypha guttulata
Lineage: Eukaryota; Fungi; Ascomycota; Eurotiomycetes; Chaetothyriales; Trichomeriaceae
Exons: 1
Coding region: 1-882 (293 amino acids)
Biological process (GO): fatty acid metabolic process
Molecular function (GO): NAD+ binding; oxidoreductase activity, acting on the CH-OH group of donors, NAD or NADP as acceptor
Source: RefSeq, a predicted model, not a curated record